Molecule: messenger RNA, 2086 nt
Organism: Gossypium arboreum
Lineage: Eukaryota; Viridiplantae; Streptophyta; Magnoliopsida; Malvales; Malvaceae
Product: UDP-xylose transporter 1-like
Exons: 9
Coding region: 792-1814 (340 amino acids)
Cellular component (GO): Golgi apparatus
Molecular function (GO): UDP-xylose transmembrane transporter activity; antiporter activity
Source: RefSeq, a predicted model, not a curated record
GGAGAAAUCAACAAUAUGAGAAAGGGUUUUUCCUGAUUUGGCUGGUUGGUAAUGGUGAUGUUGAUUCCUAAAGAAAGCCAAGUAAAGGCCUCAGUUGAGGAGUGAAAGUGAAGGCUUUCUUGUGUGUGUGUGUCUGUCUCGCCAAACUCCAAUUGAGUUUGAGGAAGGCAAGCCGUUUUGCUUGCAUUAGCAGGCAGGUACCACACUUACAUAUUACCUUCCUGCCUUGUGCGCUAAGCCUCAUUUAAUAAUUUCUCCCUAAAGGCUUUAACAUUAUAAGAUGAUUUGGAAGACCCAGUGGACUGUCAAACUAAAUUUGAAAAGCUUAAAACAUUAUUCACUUUGACCAACAUCCACAAAUGCACCCCUUUCACUGUCUCCUUGCUUAAAUUGAUCGUUAGCUUUCCUUCUGGAAGAACAAAUACAUUAACAAUACAAGUAAAGUACUUGAAAAAAAAUUAGAACAGCGUUAGGCACCAACCCAUUUAAGCUAUCUAACAUAAAAAUAUACAUAUAUAGCCUUCUUAAAAACCUACAUUCUCAUACAAGCCAAAACCAACUCUCUUUCUAUCUCUCUUCUCUAAGCUAAUUUUGCAUCUCUCAAACACUCUUCUUUAUCCCUCUCACCUUUUAUUUUCGCUAGUUGUUGAUUGUUUGUAACCUGGUCUACAUUUCUGGUGAUUUUUAUGGAGUUGUAAUAGGAAAUCUCUGUCAACUAUCCUGUAAACUUACUUGUACUCAUUAAAAGGGGCUCAUAAAAUAAAACUCCAUAGUUUCCACUUCUUUGCAAGAUGGGAGAGAUGUCAAGCUUCCAAUUGGGUGUUAUUGGUGCCCUGUUUCUUUCAGUUGCAUCAUCUGUCUCCAUUGUCAUAUGCAACAAAGCUUUGAUGAGCAAUCUUGGAUUCCCUUUUGCCACAACACUCACUAGCUGGCAUCUAAUGGUAACAUUUUGCACCCUUCAUGCCGCACAACGCUUCAAUCUUUUUGAAAGUAAACCCAUUGACAUGAAGACCGUGAUGCUCUUUGGCGUCCUCAAUGGCGUUUCCAUUGGACUUCUCAACUUGAGCCUUGGGUUUAACUCCAUUGGAUUCUAUCAGAUGACCAAACUUGCAAUCAUACCAUUCACGGUAUUAUUGGAAACCAUCUUCCUUAAAAAGCAAUUCAGCCAAAACAUAAAGUUGUCCCUCUUACUUUUACUUGUUGGAGUUGGCAUUGCUUCCAUAACUGAUCUGCAACUCAAUUUUGUCGGGACAAUCCUUUCUCUCCUCGCCAUUAUAACCACCUGCGUUGGCCAAAUUCUGACAAACACAAUACAGAAGAGGUUAAAUGUGUCUUCAACGCAGCUGCUCUACCAGUCAGCCCCAUUUCAAGCAGCAAUUCUUUUUGUCUCAGGCCCUUUGGUAGAUCAAUUACUCACCAAACAAAAUGUGUUUGCUUAUAAUUAUUCUCCUAUAGUCUUGGCAUUUAUCAUCCUCUCAUGCAUUAUUUCAGUAUCUGUCAAUUUCAGUACAUUUUUGGUUAUUGGCAAGACAUCCCCAGUGACAUAUCAAGUUCUUGGUCACCUCAAGACUUGCCUGGUUCUUACCUUUGGCUAUACAUUGCUGCAUGACCCUUUUACAGACAGGAAUAUCGUUGGAAUCCUCAUUGCCAUUUUUGGGAUGGGCUUGUAUUCCUAUUUUUGCACCCAAGAGAACAAAAAGAAACAAGCUGAUCCUUUGGGGUCACAGAUGAAAGAAAAGGAUGCAGCACCAUUUCUGGGUCCACAGAAAGAAGGCCAUGAAGUUCAAAACUUGAACAAAGAUUCCGUUGUCUAAAACAAAACAGGGUUUUUGUGUAUUAAGGUGUUGUUUCCAACAUUUUGUAUCUCAAGCGUAAACCAGUUUUUGAUUCUUUAAAUAAACCACACAUUCCCACAGUUCAUCUCUAUGUUCUCUUUCUCAGCACAUAGUAACAGUUAUGGAAUCAUUAGCAAAUUGUAAUUGAUCAGCUUCAUAUUUGUUACUAUUAUUUCUUUGCCUGUAAAAAUUUAUGUACUUAAAUGAAAUUAAAGCCCCACUUUCUUUCUUCUUUGGCAAAAAAAUAAGAA